UCUGAAGAAGAGAAUGAAAAUACAAGAAAGAGCAGAGACCGAGCCAAAUCCUGCCUUCCCCUACAAUGGCUCUCGCACAUCUCUUGUCUCAAGUUCUACAUCUGUUUCAGCUGUUUAUCUUUCUUUUCCAACUUCUUGGUGCCAGAGGCCAGACACCAGAGAUAAUACAAACUCCAGAGACCUUGUCGGUGUUCGCAGGAGAAGAGUUAACUCUGAAUUGUUUAUUGAGAGGGAUCGGAAGGCCAGGAGGGGUCCGGUGGUACAGGGGUCCGGACAGAAACCAACCGGCCAUUUAUACUCAAAGAGACGCCUCUCCUCGAGUGGCGAGGCUUAUUCCUAUAUCCCCCACAGACUUCUCCAUCACCAUCAGUAAUGUUCGACCUGAGGAUGCUGGGACCUAUUACUGUGUGAAAUACAAAAAGACAUCAGGAACAGAGGUGGAAGAAACUGCUGGGAAAGGCACCGUCGUUUCUGUGAUUGCGACACCUUCGCAGCCACUUAUCCAAGCACCCAUCAGCCGAGUGGAGGCGGGGGCCUCGGUGACUUUCAAUUGUACCUCCGACCGGUUCUCUCCCCGAGACAUUACAGUCACCUGGUUGAAGGACUCGAGGCCCAUCCAGCCCUUGCGGACCACCGUUCGCCCGGAAGGAGAGAGCAUCUCCUAUGAGGUUUGGAGCUCCGUGGAGGUGCAGCUCGCGAAAGAGGACGCAAAGUCGCAGCUCAUCUGCCAGAUUGAACACAACACUUUGAGAAGUCCCUUGAAGCAGAGCUUUAGUCUUGGGGAUGUCCUCCGAGUUCCGCCUAACGUCCGAGUGGAAAUCGACCCGCCUCCUCCUGUCCACCUGAACCAUACUGUGACUGUCACCUGCAACGUGGAGAAUUUUUAUCCGAAUGAUGUCAUUGUGGCCUGGCCUGAAAAUGACAAGAGUGAAACAGUAACUGAUGAAUCUCCGGUCCAGCAUUGGGAUGGGACGUUCUCUCUCAAGAGCUCUCUGGUGGUGAAGGCGACUGAAGAGAGGAAUCUGUCCAUAUUUACUUGCCUGGUCAGACAUAAUUCUCAGCCUCCAGUUAGCAAAACAGCAACGUUGAUCAUCCGAAACGACAGUAGCGAGCCCACUGAAGAUCGACUGGUACACUCCGUCUCCUACCCUUUUGGCCUCUGGAUUGGACUUUUCCUGAGCAAGAUUAUAACUGGUUUCUUCCUUCUUUUCCUUUUUCUGAGAAAAGAGCGUAGGAAGUGAACUCCGUGAUCUCAA
This is a messenger RNA of Anolis sagrei ordinatus, 1256 nucleotides long. NCBI's taxonomy places the organism in Eukaryota, Metazoa, Chordata, Lepidosauria, Squamata, Anolidae. The record is from RefSeq and is a predicted model, not a curated record.